Xiphias gladius (swordfish) is the source of this 2524-nucleotide messenger RNA. RefSeq names its product lysine-rich nucleolar protein 1 (gene knop1). The coding region runs from base 273 to 1931 and encodes 552 amino acids. Lineage: Eukaryota; Metazoa; Chordata; Actinopteri; Istiophoriformes; Xiphiidae. The record is from RefSeq and is a predicted model, not a curated record. The transcript is spliced from 7 exons.
UCCGGAAUCUGAGCGCGCUCGUUGCUACGGACGCUAGGCUCGUCGCUCGGAGGAACGACGAUAACUACUUCCAGACGGAUUCUGAGGAGGACGUGAUCUUUGUUUAUGAAAAGUCUGCACCUAAGUCCCGGGAGAUUACUAUUGACCAGGCAAAGCGACUGGCCCUGCAAAGAGACAUUGAUCAGGAGUCCCUGCCCAGGCAGCCAGUCAAACCCUUGACAAGCCAGAGGUCUGUUGCUGUGGAGAGGCCAGUGGAAAGGGUGAAAAUAAAGAUGCAGGCAGAAAAGAGUGAGGAGAAUCACAUAAAGAAAGAGAGGAAACACAAGAAAGGACGAGCUUCUGUGCCUGAAAACAAAAACUGUACAGUUGAUGAUGGGAGCCUAGCAGAGGUGAGAAAAGAAAAGAAGAAAAGCAAAAAAGUUGAGAUGGUGGUUAUAGAAGAGGAGUCGUGGAAUGGAGAUGGUGAAAAGGAGGAAAAGAAGAAAAAGAAGAAGAGGAAAAUUGUUAAUGAAUCUCUGAAUGAUGCCAGUGGUUCUGAUGCCAUGGAGUCGGCAAAUGAUGGAGGAGUAAGCAAAAAGAAGAUGAAGCAGCAGCAGGUGGCUGAUGAAAUGAAUCAAGAGGAAAUUGCACAGAGUUCAGCAAAAGAAGAAGUAGAAAAGAAACAAAGGAAGGAGAAGAAAGUAAAGAAUAAGACUGUAAAAAUGAAAGCUGAAAAUGUAAAGAUACAGAUAGAAGAGGAAGAAGUAAAGCAAGCUGGAAAGGAUAAAGUGCCAAAGAAAGCCAAGAACGGAAAAAACAAAAUAGCUAUAAACACAGAGGAGACAGAAGAGCAAAGUAAAGAAAAGAAAAAGAAGAAAAAGAAAUCCCCUAAGGAAGAAACAACUGUAGAUAUGGAUGGAAUAUCUAUAACAAAAAAGAAACCAACAGUGGGUGAGAAGGGAGUGAAGUUAGAAACACCAGAGGGAGAGACUGAGGUUGAGGAGAUACAAAUGAAAAAGAAGACAAAGAAAGGGGCAAAAACUAAGGAAGAUGAAAAUGGAGUAGAAACACCUGAGAUCAAAGACAACAAUAAAAGGAGCAAAGCAACAGGCAAGAAGUUGAAUAAAGACAAUAUUCUGAACAAGAGUGAGAUUGUUAUCAUAGAGGAAGGGAAGACAGAGCAAAGGAAAAAAGGGAAAAAAGAAAAUUGUAGAAAAGCUUCUGUGGAGGUCAGCGAAGUAGAGGAGACAGAACCAAAAAAAAAGAAGAGGAAAAAGGAAAACCCAAAAAGAAGUGAAGAGCCAUUGUUAAUCAAAUGUGAAGAAAAUGGAGAGGACGGGCAGAGUAGGGAAACUCCUGUCACAGUGGCAGAUGACAAAUCAAGCAAGAAAAGCAAAAAGAAGAAGAGCUCUGUUCAGGUGAAACAGGCGGAGGGCGAUGUUAGAGUUGAAACUGGUGCAAAUAAGAAGAAGAAAAAGAUCAAAGAAGAGGUGGAAGACAAACAGGAGUCUCCCCAGGUGGAUGUGGUGUUUCUGUCAGAGAAGAGUGGAAACACUGAUGAGAUCUCCAUCAACCAGGAGAGAAGACAAGCUCUACAAAUGGAGAUUGACAAGGCCUCUCAACCUGUAAAACCAGCUAAACCUUCGGGUUUGGGUCAGUGGGGCACCGCCCAGUUCGACAGCUCAGAACGGCAGCAGAAGUUCCUCCGCUUGAUGGGCGGCUUCAAAAAGGGUUUCCAGCCCGCUGGGGCAGGCAGUGGAGGAGCAAAUAUGGCAAUGGGGAAAGACGCACAACAGCAGUUACAGCAAGGCCUUCAGGGAGAGUUUGAGCGUGCACACUCACGCAGAAUGGAUUUCGGUAACAGGGGGGCAGGACUUGGGUUUACUGCACCUUCCAAUAAGAAGUUCUCUAUCGACAUCAAUGCACGUCAAUCCGUCCGCUUUGAUGACUGAUCAAAGUUUGAUCAAAAAUUGUAUUUUUUUUUUCCAAAUGUGUAGUUUUGUCAAUUCAUACACUGAGCUUUUUGCCCAGUUUUCACUGGAGAAUCUUAAAAUUUGUACAUAAAUGAAUAUUAGACGAUGAACAGACAACACAAAAUGCCAUUUGUACAUACUGUAUAUUAAACAUCCUGCUGCCCGAGGAACUGGGCUGUUUUAAUGUAAAAGAACCAGUUUGCUGUGAUUUCAAAUGGGUCACUGUUUACAUUCUAAUGGUGUAAAAUAUUGUUCUCCUAAUUUCAUUUUUUCUCCGUUGAAGACGUUCCAAAGUAAGAAUUUUUCACCCUGUUAAUUACUUUAUUCUUACAAUGUCAAAAAGUGACUGCAAAAACUAUGCAGUGUUAGAUGACACACUGGUUUUACCCGUUGCUGUCGUGACCGGAUGGAUAGUAAGGACGUUACGUAAUACGUAGAGAGAAAGAAUGAGCAGUGUUUCUGUGUUUGAGGUGAUCGUAAGGUGACUGUCCUGUCAGUCGAGUAAAUGUGAGCAUCUUUGUUCACAUUACUGAGUAAAAUGAAUGGCUAAAAAUCACCUUUUUCACUAGUUU